Saprolegnia parasitica CBS 223.65 is the source of this 699-nucleotide messenger RNA. RefSeq lists its product as hypothetical. Lineage: Eukaryota; Oomycota; Saprolegniomycetes; Saprolegniales; Saprolegniaceae. The coding region runs from base 1 to 699 and encodes 232 amino acids. The transcript has a single exon. The record is from RefSeq and is a predicted model, not a curated record.
AUGAAGAGCGUCUCGUGGGCGCGCUUGCACACGUCACGGCACUCGGGGUCGGCGACCGACUCGAUAAUGCGCUUGAGCGUCGGGAGGACCUUGGGCGUGAAAAGCAUGGCCUCGGCCGGGUCUUCGACGAGCUUGCACAUGUUGUCAAUAAUGACAGCGGUCUGGCGCUUGACGGCCGUCUUGUUCUCGUUAAGACCACGGACAAGGAGCGGCUCCAUGAUGGCGAGGGCCGGGGCCUCGACCGUCUUGACGAACGUCGUCGACGCGAGCUUGUGGACGCACUCGGAGACUUCGGCCGGGUUGGCAAUGCACGAGAUGAGCGCAGGGAUGAAGGGCUCGAUAUCGGCGUUCGAGGCCGUACCGCAGGCCUUGAUCAUGAGGGCAUGGGCAGCCUUCUUGACCUCAGCACGCGUGUCCCAGAUCUGCUCCGAGGCGUUGGGCAUGAUGUCGGGCAAGCAGCGCGAGAGCUGGACGGGGUGGAGCUCGGCGAGGUCGUUGAUCAAGUUGAGCGCACCUUCCUUCGUCUGCCACUUCUUGGUGCGGUCAAGGCCCGAGAAGAUCUGCGGGAGGAGCACACGGAGCGCGUUGUGGUUGGCGGCCUGCACGAUGGCCUUGGCGGCGGCGGCAGCCGGCGCGCGGACCGUCAUCUUCUUGUCGGCGUACAAGUCGAGGACGGCGCCGAGGAGCGGCGCAAGGUAG